This is a messenger RNA of Entrophospora sp. SA101, 651 nucleotides long. Lineage: Eukaryota; Fungi; Glomeromycota; Glomeromycetes; Entrophosporales; Entrophosporaceae. The record is from the annotation of a GenBank genome assembly.
AUGGAUUUUUGUAUACUGCCACACAGUUAUUUAUCUAUAAAAUUAAAAGAAAAAGCAUCAGGCCCAACUUGUCUUCCCCCAAGUCGUAUCUACGUGCAAUCGUCAAUCUAUGCUGAAUAUGCCUCGAAACUCUCUGAAAAAGUCAGUAAAUUUAAAAUUGGAAAUGGGUUUGAUCCAACCACCACUCAUGGUCCAUUGAUAAAUAAAAAAGCGGUUGAAAAAGUUAAAAGACACGUUGAUGAUUCUGUGGCAAAAGGUGCUGAAAUAUUGAUUGGUGGUACUAGACAAGCAGGGAAUUUUUUUGAUCCAACUGUCUUGACAGGAAUGUCAAAGGAUAUGAUUAUAACAUCUGAAGAAACUUUUGGUCCGAUAGCUGCCUUGUAUAAAUUCGAAAAUGAAGAUGAAGUAGUUACUAUGGCUAAUUAUUCCACUCAUGGUUUAGCUGCCUAUUUUUAUAGCAGGGAUAUUGGAAGAUGUUGGAGAGUUGCGGAAGCUUUGGAGGUUGGAAUGGUCGGUGUCAAUGAUGGAAAGAUUGGUUUUUGCGAAACUCCUUUUGGUGGGGUUAAGGAAUCAGGCUUUGGACGCGAAGGUUCAAAAUAUGGAAUUGAAGAAUUUCUCAAUGUUAAAUUUAUAAAUUUUGGUGGAAUAUAA